AUGGCCAGAUUAUUGAAUUCUUUGGUCAAAUUUCAGUAUCCGGUAUUGUCACCUACUUGUAAACGUGAUACCUAUGCUAAUACUUGUAUUCACAGAUACUACUGGAAAACGGAUCAGGAUGGUCAGGUGCCGAAACACGCAUUGGUAGCUGGAAUCUCGAAGUACAAGGAACCUCUGUAUGUGGUCCGGGCCUGCAUCGAUGGCCAGUUCAUAGUGGGCAAAGUGGUCGAAGGAGGGGAUUGUGCCUAUUUUCCCUUCAGAGACUCAGAGCUCAGUCGGAACGUAUACGAAGUCUUGGUAUGGAACAAAAAGGCGUAG
Messenger RNA from Dicrocoelium dendriticum, 318 nucleotides. The record is from the annotation of a GenBank genome assembly. NCBI's taxonomy places the organism in Eukaryota, Metazoa, Platyhelminthes, Trematoda, Plagiorchiida, Dicrocoeliidae.